AACAAAGCCUUGUCGAUUUGAAUCUUCGUGUUUCCCCUUCCCCUACCCUACUAUACUCCUCUCCCUCCUCGGCGCCGCCUCUUCCACCCAUGUCUCGGCGCUUGCGGUCCUUCAAGCGGUGGAUGCGCUCGCACGGGAUCGAGUGCUCCGACGCCCUAGAGCUCGCGGAAGAAGCCCCGGGGCGCGGCGUCUUCGUCGCCGCCCUGUGCGGCCUCAAGGAGGGCGACCUCGUCGCCACCAUACCCAAGAGCGCGUGCCUCACGACCCGCACCUCGGGGGCGCGCCCCCUGAUCGAGGGCGCGGCGCUCGGCGGGUGCCUCGCCCUCGCCGUCGCCCUCAUGUACGAGCGCAGCCUCGGCCCCGGCUCCCCCUGGUACGGGUACCUGCGCCUCCUCCCCGACCGCGAGUGCGUGCCCCUCGUGUGGAGCGCAAGCGAGGUUGAGGAACUCCUCGCCGGGACGGAGCUCGACAAGACGGUGAAGGAAGACAAGGCAUGUCUCUAUGAGGAUUGGAAAGAAUCCAUAGAGCCCCUUAUUCACACAGGACCUUUGAAACUUGACCCACACUAUUUUGGCCUUGAGCAAUACUUCUCAGCCAAGACUCUUAUUUCGUCAAGAUCCUUCGAAAUUGACAGUUACCAUGGCUCUGGAAUGGUGCCUUUAGCUGACCUCUUCAAUCACAAAACAGGUGCUGAAAAUGUACACUUUACCAAUGCUGCAUUGCCUUCUGACUCAGAUGAUGAAAGUGCUGAUAACAUUAGUGAUGCAUCUAGUAGCAGCAGACCUUCCAUGGAAGUCAAUUCUAACUCUCCAGCAGGUGGCAAGGAUGAGGCUUUAGAAAUGAUCGUUGUAAGAGAAGUUGAUGCAGGGGCAGAGGUUUUUAAUACUUAUGGCCUAGUGGGAAAUGCUGCUCUGCUUCAUAGAUAUGGAUUUACCGAACUUGACAAUCCAUUUGACAUCAUUAAUAUCGAUCUAGCCCUAGUAACCAAAUGGUCCUCAUACAAAUUUUCCAAUCGACGCACUCGAUCAAGGCUCUCAACAUGGAGAAAGUUAAACUAUUCAGGCUGCACCAGUCAGGAUUCCGAGUACUUUGAGAUUUCUUACAACGGAGAGCCACAACUCGAGCUUCUUGUCCUUCUCUACAUAAUCACUUUGGUAGAAAGUACUUUUGAGAAGCUUAAAAUGAUGAUGGAUACAUUGGAAAGCACAUAUGACUGCUUUAGUAGUGUCGUUGAGUUGAUUAAGAUCACCAGAAGCAAUGGCUGCAAAGAUUUGAAGAUAAUUAAUGGGCAGAAAGAGCCAGAGGACUUGAAGAAGCUAUUGCUCACAGAGAGUGUUUGCUGUGCGCUUUUAGCGCUUGCUGACUCAAGAGAGAGUCUCUACGGAUCUAAUUCUCUAGAGGAUGAUUUAAAGAAGUUGAGCAACUGUUGCUGCAUUAGUGAGAGGAAAUUGUACCACUCAUUGGUGUUGCGGGUGAGUGAGAGGAAGAUACUAAGGAGAUUAAGGGCCUAUGCUACUAGGUCGUCAAAGAAAAGAAAGUUAUAGUACGGUAUCGAAGUACAAAAGGGUCAAAAAAUUAAAAAAAGAAAAGGAGUUGAUAUUGUUAUCUGUUGCCAUUUUCUGAUUAUUUUCUUCCAGCAUUGCUCUCUUUUUGCCUGGGGUUUUCAAACAACUUCUCUACAUUGAGUAGCAGUUUUAUCAAGCACCUGGCUUCUAAAACAUGGAUUUGAAGCCUAUGUUUCUGCUGCAGCAAAAGCUGUUGCGGAGAUUCUGAUGGGAAUUGUUACUAGUGCAGAUUCUCAUGGUAAAUGUUAUUAGUGCUGCUUUGGAUAAUUUUAAUCAAAUGGCAUUUUAUCUGAAGCUCUGGAAAAGAAAAUAAUCCGUGAAUCAGAUGUCCAGUUCUUCAUUCCUUUUGAAUUUGCAAGCAGUCAUGCUGUCGAUUCUGCAGUUGAUAACAUUACAGGGUCAUUGGAUUUUUUUCUUUUUUUUUUUUUGUUCGUCAAAACAUAUGACAGCAAUUAUUUUUUUGGCACUUUAUAAUAUUUUGUAAUAAUAUUUGGCAUUCUCUUGAGAAAUUUGGGAAGAGUAUGUGAAAUUACCAUUGGUUCAGUUUAA
This is a messenger RNA of Ananas comosus (pineapple), 2114 nucleotides long. Its product is annotated as ribosomal lysine N-methyltransferase 3. The coding region runs from base 90 to 1544 and encodes 484 amino acids. The transcript has 6 exons. The record is from RefSeq and is a predicted model, not a curated record. Gene Ontology annotation, cellular component: nucleus. Gene Ontology annotation, biological process: peptidyl-lysine monomethylation. Gene Ontology annotation, molecular function: protein binding; protein-lysine N-methyltransferase activity. NCBI's taxonomy places the organism in Eukaryota, Viridiplantae, Streptophyta, Magnoliopsida, Poales, Bromeliaceae.